UUUGAACUGGCACGUUAUACCUGGCAAAAGCAGAAAUUUUAUUAUCCGGCAGGGCAGUGGGAUCAGUUGAAAGCAACAUUCUAUUUCCGACGAACUUACGGUUAUUAUAUUUUACAGCUGUAUAUGCCAACGUACGCGUCCGUUUUCAUCAGCUGGAUAGCAUUUUGGCUGGAUCCGAAAUGUUUGCCGGGUAGGAUCACGCUUGGAGUAUCGUCUCUAAUGGCAUUGACUUUUCAGUAUGGUAAUGUAGCUCGUAGUUUGCCGAAAGUUUCGUAUGUGAAAGCACUGGAUGUUUGGAUAUUCGCCUGCAUGGGUUUCAUUUUUUUCUCGCUAGUAGAACUGGCUAUCGUUGGUCAUGUUGACAAAAUGGCUAAGAAGGAAACACGUUGGCUGGAUGACUUACCAGAAGAGCGCGAGAGGAAGAAGAGCCGGCCAGAUUAUUUUAGUCAGUUGAGGAUGGACAGCAGGUUAAAAACAAGAUUUUUUGAGUCAUUCGAAUUCAGUCGUGCCUGUUCUGCGGUUUUCUAUGUCGUAAAGGAAUUGAUGACUGUAACUUACUACAAAAACUGA
Messenger RNA from Gongylonema pulchrum, 570 nucleotides. The record is from the annotation of a GenBank genome assembly. NCBI's taxonomy places the organism in Eukaryota, Metazoa, Nematoda, Chromadorea, Rhabditida, Gongylonematidae.